This is a messenger RNA of Manis javanica (Malayan pangolin), 1860 nucleotides long. NCBI's taxonomy places the organism in Eukaryota, Metazoa, Chordata, Mammalia, Pholidota, Manidae. The record is from RefSeq and is a predicted model, not a curated record.
GGCCCCAAGUUUAUUUUAAGAGUCCGCCACCGUGUUAUGGGCGUGUGCAACCGCCUCGACGGCAAUAAUAUGUCAGGACAAUGCAAUAUCCCCCUUGAACUUGGGGAACAGCUCGAGCAACCACCUUUGGAGGCCCCAGGGGCAGCUGCCCCCAGUGCUGGGCCUGGCACAGCCGAAGAGAUGGAGACCGAACCGCCUCACAGCGAGCCCGUCCCCAUCGAGAUUGAAGACGAGGCCUGUGGACCCCCAGAGAUCUCCAGUCCCAACCGCCAGGACCUCAACCAGGCCACUGAGGAAGCUGGAACCCAUGGAAGCUACAGCCCACCUCCUGAGGAAGCCAUGCCCUUCGAAGUCGAUCAGCCAAGCUUGGGAGGCUUCUGGCCUACCCUGGAGCAGCCUGGAGGUACCCCUGGGGCCCAUGAAGGCCUCGAGGCUUUCAGCCCAGCAUUCAUGGAGCCCGGAGUCUUUGGUGAUGCCAGAUCAGGCUUGGGAAGGUACAGCCCUCCUCCUGAAGAAGCCAUGCCCUUUGAGUUUGAGCAGUCUGCCCAGGAAGGCUGCAGCCAACUUGUCUUGCAGGUCUCAGACCUUGCUCAAGGAGGUCCAGGUCCAGGGGUCUUCAGUGCCCCUCCAGAGGAGCCCCGAGCCCGCAGGCCUGCAAACACAGGCUUCAGAGGAGCCUGCAGCCCUCCCCCUGAGGAGGCUUUGCCAUUUGAGUUUGAUGGAGGAAGCUUUGGGGGUGACAACCAACCCCCUGGGCUCCCCCGAGCUAUCCCACAAAUCGACUACGACGACGGCCAGUUCGUGGCAGUCGCGAUCCCGAGUGCGGUCCUCCUCGCUCCCAGCGCGAACGAGCCCCCCCUCUGGGUCCCGGGCGCCAGCAGCAGCCCAUCCCGAGAGGCCGUCAGCGCUCCUUCACACCUCACAGGCGACAGCCCCCCGAUGGAGAUCCCCGGACCCCAGCUCGAGAUUGGCAGAGCCCCCACUGGGGUCGACUACGCUCCCGUCAACAUGGACAGCCCCCCAAUCGCGUUGGAUGACCCGCCCAUCGAGGUCUCCCGAGCCCCAGUUAAGAGAGAGCGAGCAGAGGGAGAGAGACCCCCAGCUGAGGGAGAAGCAACCGAGAUGGAAGGAAGCUCAGCCGCCGCUGCCGCGGAGGGAGAAAAGGUCCCUUCUACGGGGGACGGCGCUCCCGCCGCCGGGGCCGCCCCAGCCUCUCCCGCCGCCGGGGCGGCCCCGGCCGCUCCAGUCCCCGGGGCAGCCCCUGCGGCCCCUGCUUCCGGAGCCCGCCCCAAGCUGCGUUUCCUUAGACCCCCCAGCCCCGAGAUCCAGGCUGCCGAUCCGCCUACUCCGCAGCCUCCUCGGGCGUUUGCCUGGCGGGGCAGGUCGGAGCGCGGCCACGACGACGACGAAGGGUCGGUCAGCAGCGACGACGACCACAGCAGCGACGAAUCCGACGAUGGGACCUCCGGAUGCCACCGCUGGCUGCAAUCCCGGAGAAACCGCCGCCGCCGAAAGCCCCGGCGCAACUUGCUCCGCAACUUCCUCAUGCAAGCCUUCGGAGGCUGCUUCGGCCGGGCCGAGAGCCCCCAGCCCAAAGCCCCGCGCGGCCCCAAGGUCAAGAAGGUUCCUCUGGCGGAGAAGCGCAGACAGAUGCGCAAGGAAGCCCUGGAGAAGCGCGCCCAGAAGCGCGCAGAGAAGAAACGCAGCAAGCUCAUCGACAAGCAACUGCAGGACGAAAAGAUGGGCUACAUGUGUACACACCGCCUGCUGCUUCUAGCUGGACAAACCAGCGCCAGCGACCGUAAGAUGCCCCCGAGUCCUGGGGUGGGGUCCGGCAAGAAAGGCGGGGGCUUCAGGUGA